This is a messenger RNA of Symbiodinium sp. CCMP2456, 3810 nucleotides long. Lineage: Eukaryota; Dinophyceae; Suessiales; Symbiodiniaceae. The record is from the annotation of a GenBank genome assembly.
AUGCGUGCUUCCCGUUCGGCAGCCUCGUUGAUCUUAGGAGGCAAUCACCCCCCAUUGGUUGGAACCAGCCAGUCGAAGGCAGCCUCGCUGAAUGGUCUCAAUAUUUUGACGAGACCAAGGUCCGCCGGCCGCCUAGUGACUCCACGAAAGGAGCUCAGUGCUGGCCUCAAGCCCCAGACACUGCUGAAGUUGGAGUUCAGAUUCGCCAAAGGAGGCCACGGUCUCCAGUGGCAGAAUCUGAUUGUCACCAAUGCCAAGGGCCAAGCGAAGGACCUUGGGGUUCAGAUCGGGUGGCGGAUCUACAUGAUCGAUGGUGUCAUCAUGAACACCGGAGCCGAGGUGUGGCAGAAGCUUCAGGAUGCGAUGUGGCAGUGGAGGACGGUGACCGUGGUCUUCUUCACUGACCACAGGGCGAUCCUCAUGGAGGAGAAGAUAAAAGAGGAAGAGGAGGAACGACGGGAGGUGGAGCGACUCGCAAAGCUGCCGUUCACCAGUACCUCCGAUGAGAAGCACCUGGAGCAACUCAAGCAGGAGUUCACUUUCCAGGGCUACAUCGACCGAUCAGAGGAUCGCGCCAUUACCUUGGAGCAGCUGCAGAGGGUAGUUGACUUUAGCAAGGUAGUUAACGAUGCCGCCGAGGACCAGUCAGUGGCAGGAUGGCUGAAUGCCAAAGGCCUCGGCAAAUACGUUGAGAAGGUUAUCGAGCUGACAGAUGCAGAAUCCCUGGAAGACUUCAAGCUGCUCGACGCAGCCAUGGUAGAGCAGAUCAUCGAAUCCGUCGGGAUGAAGUUGGUGACUGCACAGAAGUUUCGCCAGGCACUGUACGAGCUGUCUAGCAUUCCAGUGGCGCCUCGAGAAGGCGCGGAGGCGGACCAGGAGGUGCUGAGCCCAGCAGAGGAAGUGCCGGUGCAAGAGGUCAUCGCCAUUUGCAUUGAUCGGUCUGGUUCGAUGGGAACGCCCUUCAAAGAGGUCACUCUCAACGUCGUGAAAGGUGAGUGUCGAGAUUCCGUGGCAGAGCGCACGCGCAUGGAAGCUGUUAAGGCCAUGUUCUACGCUUUCCGCGAUAGGAUUGAAAGCAUGGGCCCUGGGCGCUGCCACCUCGGCCUUUUUCAGUUCGAUGACAAGGUUGAGCUCCUGUUGGAUGCAACACCCAGCUUGGACAAGUUCGAGUCCAUUGUCGACGACAUGAAGAAGCGCGGUCAGACGGCGAUAUAUUCAUCCAUCAUCGAAGCCACGCAGAUGUUGAAUCGAUACUUCGAAGCGGAUACAAGGAUUGACCUGCGUGUUCUUGUGCUGACAGAUGGGCAGAACAAUUCAGGCGCAUCUCCACAGGCUGCCCUUGAAGCCGUCAACUCCAUCGGUGCUGUGGUCGAUGCGAUCAUCGUGGGAAACACUCCCGAUGCCGAUUUGCGGCGUAUCGUCUCUGCCGCAGAAGGCGAGUGCUACCAGGUGAGCAAUCUUGGCGAGGGCUUCGAACUUCUGGAGUCCGAAGCAGUCGUCUCUUUGAAGGCACGCCGUGGCGGGGCAGAAAAGCCGGAGUUCAAGCAGCGGGAGGCCGUGGACCUGAGGAACAUCUCUCAGGCGAGCAUCACGCAGGGAAGUGCCGUGCCCAGAGUUCAGGAUGUGGCCCGAGACCAACAUGCGAAAAGCAGGGUGGUGGCCAUGGACUCGGCAGGCUCUUUCGGUGCCAUUUCCCACGGUUCCUUGGGCUCGGCGGCUGCAAGACGAGCCAUGGCCGAGCUGAGGCAAGUCGCAGAAGCAGCCACUGCUGGAAUCCAUAUUCUACCGACCGAAAGCCUCAACUUCUGGCGUGUCCUCAUCGAGGGGCCCUUUGGCUCGCCCUACGAGGGAGGUGUCUUCGCCCUGGAUGUUGUCAUCCCAGAUGACUAUCCCUUCUCCGCGCCCAAGAUUCACUUCCGCACGCCCAUCUACCACUGCAAUGUGAAUACAAACGGCGCAAUAUGCCUAGACAUCCUGAAGGAAGCGUGGAGUCCGUCGCUGUCGAUUCAAAAGUGUCUCUUCUCCAUCCGAGCUUUGAUGGUCGAUCCAAAUCCUGACGAUGCCCUGCGCCAGUGGAUCGCGGAGCUGACCUUAGCUCACGUUCGUUCAGGCGGAGCGGAUACUCGCUACUACGACAAUGCCCGUGAGAGCACUCGUGAGCAUGCCAGCUUGAGUGUCGAGGGCUGGUUGGCUAAGUGGGGCCUGGGUUUUACCAAGCACGAAUGCCUGCUGUCCAGCCGCAUGCAAGUGGUGCGAGCAGCUGAGCCUCGGCCUCGUGACGAAAUACUGACCACAUGUGCUGCAGACCGUGCCACAGACGUGAUGCAGCCAGGCCGCAAGGUUCACAUCGACCAUAUGAACUGGUGUCACUUGCAUGAGUGGCUCGUGCGUCCGGCAUGUGCGGAGAAGGACUGCUCGCUGGUAGAGCUCCUGACAAACCAGGAGCAGCCUCCCGCGUUCUACCUGGUGCACUACUGGGGAGAUCUCGUCCUGAAUGCUUUGGAGGCCAUCAAAGUGCACACACAAAGCAGAAACAUGGACCAGAACACGCCGUACUGGCUCGCGUGUUGCGCCAACCGCCCGCACUCGCUGCAGGACGCCUUCUGCCCGGAUUUGAAGGCCACCUGCUUUUACAAGGCAAUGAGUGCCGCAAAGUUCCAGGUGGUGCUUAUGGUGGAUCCAAAAACUGAUUCCAACGUGCUCGCCACGUGCCUGUCGAGACUAUGGUGCAUGUACGAGCUCUGCAUGUGCUUGGACCAUCCCGGCACGCAGCUUGAUGUAGUCCAGACCAAGCUGGAGAUCAAAUCGCCCGUCAAGAAAGCCUCGAUGGCCCCGGCCCAAGUGGAGGUAACACAGUUCCUGACACCGGAGGAGAAAGACGCAGAACUGCGCACAACGGGCUCCGGCUACAAGGCAAACUUGCUUCUGCAGACGGGCGCUAAGAAUGACCGCGAGAAGUCAUUCAGUUUGCAGAUCAUGGAGAUGGCGCUAGGCGUCUCUGUGGAGCGCGCUCAGAUCACCAAUCUUCAGGAGAAGCAGCAGAUAUUGAACAUCUUCGCACACCGUGACCUGAACGAGCAGGCUGCGGAAAAGCAGGGGCAUGAGGCAUACGACCACGUCUCCAAGCAACUGCGGGCGCUCUUCGCUUUGGCAUUUUGGCGCAGCCUGCUCAGCCGCGUCAUGGGUGGCAACGUGAGCGACAGCGACGUUCAUCGAGUUCAAGGGAAGCUGGCCGUGCUCUCAGCUUUCCUCUCACUGAUGUACCUGUAUCUGAACCUGCAGUACAGCUACCAGCUGAGAACUGUGUGGUUCGAGGUGAAAGCCUUGCACAGCGGCCUUCGGCAUAAGUCCCUGGAGCUUGACAUGGCCUUCAUGCAAGUUUGCUCGGAGAAGUUGAAGAUGCUCCGGGCAUGUUUGCCAUCCGGCCUGCAAGAGCUCAAGCUGGACCUGAGGGAAACGGAGCUCAACAACCAAGACAUCAUCACCUUCGCUGCCGGUCUUCCGAGAGAACUGGAGGACCUCUCCUUGAACCUGGCCGGCAACGAGGAUAUCAACGAUGAUGGCAUCGAGGUGUUUAUGAGCAAGCUUCCCAGCAAGAUGCGAAGCAUGGCUCUGGACCUGAAGAAGACCCAUGUCGGCAAAGAGUUGAUGCAAAGACAAGGGAACUACGAGAGCAUGAGAAAGCAUUUGGCAGAACAGGCUGCCAAAGCCAUUCGGUGCACAUUCGUCAACUUGUGUCCGUCGGCGACGAGGCACAUGGUUUACACCGUCACCAAGAAGAAUCUUCCGCCAAUGACCUCGGAUUCAUAG